This is a messenger RNA of Chlamydomonas reinhardtii, 2970 nucleotides long. RefSeq lists its product as uncharacterized. The transcript has 7 exons. Gene Ontology annotation, biological process: regulation of transcription by RNA polymerase II. The record is from RefSeq and is a predicted model, not a curated record. Lineage: Eukaryota; Viridiplantae; Chlorophyta; Chlorophyceae; Chlamydomonadales; Chlamydomonadaceae. Bases 100 to 2421 code for a protein of 773 amino acids. Gene Ontology annotation, molecular function: transcription cis-regulatory region binding. Gene Ontology annotation, cellular component: nucleus.
GCAACGCACCUUCCACACAUGAGUAAACCUACAGAGCAUUUCCCGCGGCGGGCAAACUUGCCUGACCCCAAGACGCCAUGUCCGGACCAGGAGCUGCUCAUGGCCACCCGCAACUUGGAAAACCUGGCUGACCCUUCCUACUGGGCUCGGCUUUGCCCGGAGCUGUCUGUCUCGGGCAAGCUGGGAACGAAAGCGGCGAAGAAGAAGUGGGGCAAGGAGGUCGUCAAGGAUGCCCGCGAGCAAGUGCUCACGGAGGGCGUUGUCCAGGUCCACCCGUCAGACUUGCAGUGGGGAGUGGACGUGCACGUGCUGGCUCGCUCCAUGGUGGCUCUCAUGCAGGCGGGCUGGCCAGCCAGCUUCCUCAUCAUGUAUGACGAGGUGUGGGCGCUGGUGCAGCAGGCAAGCUCGCUGAUGGCGGGGGCCACCGGCAAUGCCUGCAACAUGGAUGUGCUGUGCUGGUAUGUGGACCCCAACGCGGGCGCCGCGGGCUUCUCGCCGCACCGCGACCGCCAGCCCGACCACUCGCCCGCCACCUUCCGGCCAGACGGCACAGCCAUGUACAGCACAUGCUGGGUGCCCCUGACGGAUGCCUGCCCCGAGAACUCGUGUCUGUACGUGGUGCCGCGAUGGGCCGACCCGGGCUACUUCGCCGGGGACGACGACGACGGGCCGGACCCGCUGGCGGUGGCGCUGGCGGGCAAGGAGGACUUCCAGGCCAUCCGCGCGCUGCCAGCAGAGGCGGGCUCGGCGAUCAUCUUCACACACCGCAUCAUCCACUGGGGCAGCCGCGGCCGCAAGGGCUUCCAUACGCCGCGCCUGGCGGUGUCGUGGGGCUGCGCCGACGAUGCCUACGAGCCGCCCUACUUCCCCCGCACCCACCUGCCCUUCCCGCCCAUGGCCCUGCGCGCUGCUCUGGCCUGCGGCCAGAUGCUCAUCUACCACGAGCGCUUCGACAUGACUAAGCGCCAGCUGUCGCUGUACUACAAGUACUUCGUACGGCACGGAUCCGAGUUCGAUGCGGGGUACCGUGACAAGGCCAAAGCGGAGUUCGUGGCGGCGUCGCGCGAGCUGGUGGAUGGCGUGUCGGCGGGCGGCGGCGGCGGCAUGGGUGGCAUGGGGGGCAUGAAGAGUGGAGGCGCGAAGAUGGGUGCCGGCGGUGGAGCGGCGGGAAAGGCGGCUGCGGCCGGCGAGGUAGGGAAUGGGUUGGCCAAGGCAGUGGCGGCGGAGAAGGGCGGCAAGAAGACUUCGGCGGCUGCGGCAGGGGUGGCAGCUGUCGCCGUUAAGGAGGAGGAAGCGCAGGAGCCGGCGGCUGCGGGCCGGGCGGCCAAGAAGGCGAAGCGGGAGGAGGCGGUGCCUGCAGUCGCAGUGCCUGCGGCGACGGCGGCGGCGGCUAAGGGUAGCAAGGGCAAGCAGAAGGAGGCAGCGGCUGCCGCGGCCGCUGCAGCUGCGGCGGCCGCGCCUGUGGAUGCCGGCGCAAAGGUGGCGGGCAAGAAGAAGGAGAAGGCCGAGGCAGCGGCGAUGGCGGUGGCGGCGGCCGCCGCUGCGGACGCUGCCGCGGCGGUGACCGGCAAGAAGGCCGGCAAGGUGGAGAAGAAGGCCGACAAGGUAGCAGCGGCCGCAACAAUAGCCAUGGCGUCAGAGGAGGAGCCCGUGAAGGGCAAAGCCAAGGGCAAGGCCGCUGCCGCCGCCAAGGCGGCGGCAGCGCUGCCGCCGCUACCGCAGGCUGCGACCAAGAAGGGCGCCAAGAAGGAGGACACGGACAAGCAGCUACUGCUGCUGGAGCGGGCAGCAGGCAAGAAGGGCGCGGGCAAGGGCAAGCAGGGCAAGGCCCAGCCGGAGCCGCCCUCCGAGGACGAGGAGGAUGAGAGCUCGGACGAAGACGGAAUUGGGCUGCGGCUGGGAGACGACAGCGACAACAACAACGAUGACAGCGACGUGGGUGACAGCGAUGACGAGCUGAUGGAAGACGCGCUGGAGGCCAUGCUGGACGCAGAGCUGGCGGGAAAGGACCUGGGCCGCGAUGACUUUGACGCGCUUGAUGACGAGGACGACGAGGAGGGUGACGAUGAGGAGGGCGAUGACGACGACGAUGAGGAGGAGGACGACGAGGAGGAUGGGGAUGCGCUCGGCUGGAAGGAGUUCCUUUCUGGCGGCGGCAAGGCCGGGAGAGGGAGUGGCGGGCGCGGCAAUAACAGCGCUGGUGGAGGAGGCGACAGCAGCGGCGGCAGCGGCAGCGGCGACGCAGAGGGCGGUGGCGACAGCGAUGACGAGCUGAUGGAAGACGCCCUGGACGCCAUGCUGGAUGCGGAGCUGGCAGGGAAGGAGCUGGGCCGAGAUGACUUUGAUGACUUUGAGGACGGCGAGGAGGAGGACGACGAGGACGAGGACGAUGAGGGAGAGGAGGAGGAGAGCGAGGAGUAGUCGAGUACGUGUGCUGGGGCGUGCGGCAUGGAGAGCUGGGGGGCUGGGGGCUGCGCUGUAAGAGCGCCAGACCGAGGAGCGUGGAUGCAGCAAGUGCUAGCAAAUUGCAAUUGUUGGGGUAGUUGGGGGCGUGGCGAUGUGAGCUUCCUUGGCUGUGUGAGAUUGUGUGUGGAUGAACCUGUGCCUGCCCGGCUCGAUUAAUUAGCAUAGGUGGCGGGCGCUGCUGCUUGCGGCAUGGCAAACGAUGUGACGCAGGGCCAUUGAUGCACUACUGGUAGCUCGUAAUGAAGUACGCAAGCAAGUUACAAUCAACUCCCGAACCAUGAUGGAGAUUGGCCGCAGCGCGCAUGGCGGGGGUCGUGAGAUGCAGCGCUAGCUGGCGGGGAACGUGUGUGCGAGGCACGUCCAUCAGGCAGGAAUCGCGAGCCUAGGUGAGCCUGCAAGCUACUUUUACGUGGCAUACAACUUUUGGUGAUUCCCGCUGCCACUACAUGUACAUGCCGCCCAUCCAGUUAUCAUCCGUUUGCACGGUUGCUUUCCAAGAUAGCG